UUGAUCAAGAUACAAUCUAGCUCAUGGUAUAUAGUUACUUUUCAUGCCUUCUCUUCUUCAUCUUUUGGAAUCACAUUCACCUUUGGGGUGCUCAAAUCUGUGAAUUAGAAUGUUGGGGCCAAUUUUUGUCCUGGUGUAAAUAUUGUUGAGUAUUUGGAAUCAAUGUAAUUGAAUUGCGGAAGCUUUCUUAAGGGGAGGGGGGUUAAAGCUCCAGAGAUGCUUCAAAAUGUCAAGUGAAUCUCUGUUAACACAUCUAGAUUUUUGAUUGCUUAACCGGGUAGCUUAUUCUUUCACCAGUGUGCAGAUAUUACCUUUUUUUUCAUUGUUGUUCUGUCUAAUUUUUUGAUGUAUUUACAGGCUGAUAAUUAUAAGAAAGUGUGUUCUCACAUGAAUCCAAAUAGCAUACUUUGUCUUUCACAUGGUUUCCUCCUUGGCCAUUUGCAGUCAAUAGGACUAGACUUCCCGAAGAAUAUGAGUGUGGUUGUUUGUCCCAAGGGAAUGGGUCCCUCAGUUAGGCGAUUAUAUGUUCAAGGAAAAGAAAUCAAUGGUGCUGGAAUUAAUACAAGUUUUGCCAUUCACCAGGAAAAGGAGGGAUUACCAUCCUUCCCAAUGGGAAAAAUUAACGGACAAAGGAUGUGGAAGGUUGGUGAGCGCAUUCGAGCAACACGACCAGCGGGUGAUCUUGGUCCUCUGUAUUCUUUCACUGCUGGUGUCUAUGUGGCAUUGAUGAUGGUCCAGGAUGGCCCGAGUUAG
Molecule: messenger RNA, 753 nt
Organism: Capsicum annuum
Lineage: Eukaryota; Viridiplantae; Streptophyta; Magnoliopsida; Solanales; Solanaceae
Product: ketol-acid reductoisomerase, chloroplastic-like
Exons: 2
Coding region: 346-753 (135 amino acids)
Biological process (GO): L-valine biosynthetic process
Cellular component (GO): chloroplast; mitochondrion
Molecular function (GO): ketol-acid reductoisomerase activity
Source: RefSeq, a predicted model, not a curated record